UUUGGAUUGUUUAUAUUUACAUCAGAAUAGCUGUAGGAGAACUGGAGAAGCGUUAUGUGAUGAAGUAAAGCGACGACAUAAUGUGUUUGUGAUUCUCAGUAUUAUAUUCACUGGAUACAAUUCUGAAGUACUGAUGCUUAGGAAAUGUUUCUUUAAGUUUCUGUUAAGUGCAACACCUGUAUUUAUAACUACCCAGUAAUGUUUUCGUGUGUGAAACAAAUGUCAGCAUUGCUGCCAAGCAUUGCUUGCUUCCACACUAGCUCAGUUGCCAGUGCCUGGAGUGGCAGGCCUGGUGGACCUCGUAAGUGGCUCAGUCACAACAAGAAAAUAUAUCCACCACAAUUACCUGAUGAAGAACCAAGACCUGCUUAUGUUUGUCAUAUGAAAGCCAACAUCAAAUACAGUCCAUGGAAGAUGUGGUAUAUAGCAUGUUUGGUACGUGGAUUGUCGGUGGAAGAAGCAGUUAAACAACUCAGUUUUGUUAAUAAGAAAGGUGCAACAUACGUGAGAGAUACCAUUUUGGAAGCACAAAAUUUGGCAGUAGAGAAGCACAAUGUAGAAUACAAGACAAAUUUAUGGGUUGCUGAAUCAUUUGUUGGCAAGGGGUUGGUUGUAAAAGGCAUACGGAGACAUGCAAGAGCAAGACACGGCUUAGUGGAGUACUUUCACUGUCAUUACUUUGUACGGCUGGAGGAAGGGAAGCCUCCAGAACACUAUUAUCCAUAUCAACGAGAACUCUCAGGUCAGGAAUUACUGGACAAGUGGCUGACUAAGAUGCGUAGCAGGAAGAUCACCAGCUCAUUGUAGUAGGCAGAUCUUCACCAUACUUGCAGUAUCAGAAGUUGCAUUCUGCUUUUCUUACACCACAGUCCUGAAAAAUAUUCUUGUAAAUAUAAUAUUUAUAAUAAAAGUAUAUUGAAAAACUUACGAGCUUAAUACAUUAAA
This is a messenger RNA of Schistocerca nitens (vagrant locust), 945 nucleotides long. RefSeq names its product 39S ribosomal protein L22, mitochondrial (gene mRpL22). Gene Ontology annotation, cellular component: ribosome; mitochondrial large ribosomal subunit. Gene Ontology annotation, biological process: translation; ribosome assembly. Gene Ontology annotation, molecular function: structural constituent of ribosome. Bases 199 to 807 code for a protein of 202 amino acids. NCBI's taxonomy places the organism in Eukaryota, Metazoa, Arthropoda, Insecta, Orthoptera, Acrididae. The record is from RefSeq and is a predicted model, not a curated record. The transcript is spliced from 5 exons.